UCCUCCGGCACUCAGCAGUGGAGGGACUGUGGCAGUAGCGGCGGGUGCCUCUCACCCUCCCACGUUCCGCUUCCAGUAACCGACACCGCACCGCCGAUGCGCCCAGCCGCCAUCACACCCGGUUCCCUCACACCUCUGCCGAAAGCUCGUACUGUCACCAGGGCUUUCCUGUCAACAUCACCUCGCGUCUGAAAAACACUUCUCACACUCUGGACUUCGCCUAAAAAGUAGUACUUUUACCCUCCGUUUCUGAAUGACGGGCGGUCGGUUCGACUUUGACGAUGGUGGCACCUACUGCGGAGGCUGGGAGGACGGCAAAGCCCACGGCCACGGCGUGUGCACGGGACCUAAGGGCCAGGGCGAGUACGCGGGCUCCUGGUCCAGCGGUUUCGAGGUGGUCGGCGUCUAUACCUGGCCCAGCGGGAACGUGUACCAGGGCUACUGGGCGCAGGGGAAACGCCACGGACUCGGCGUAGAAAACAAGGGGAGGUGGAUUUAUCGGGGAGAGUGGACUCACGGGUUCAAGGGCCGGUACGGAGUCCGGCAGAGCCAGAACACACCGGCCAGGUACGAGGGCACCUGGAGCAACGGACUGCAGGACGGCUACGGCGUGGAGACGUACGGUGAUGGAGGCACGUAUCAGGGUCAGUGGACUGGUGGGAUGCGUCAUGGCUACGGUGUACGUCAAAGUGUUCCCUAUGGUAUGGCCUCGGUCAUCCGCUCGCCUCUCCGAACCUCUCUGGCUUCCCUCCGUAGUGAACAGAGUAACGGUACAAUACUGCGCGACAGCCUGUCUGACAGCCCCGCUGGCACACGUGGUGGCUUCGUGCUCAACUUCCACUCAGAUGGAGAGGGUUCAGAGAAGAAGAAGGGUCUUUUCCGGCGCGGCUCCCUCUUCGGCAGCCUUCAGCGACUGCGCAAAUCAGACUCACGCUCAUCGAUUUCCAGUAAGCGCAGCUCAGCGCACAGUGACACCACCAUGAGCCGCAUCAGUUCCAGCGACGCCAACUCCACCAUUAGCUUUGGAGACGGAGACCCAGGCGAUGACUACCUGACUCAGGAGGACAAUGUGGAUGCCACCACCACAGAGUCCUACAUGGGCGAGUGGAAGAAUGACAAGCGCAGCGGCUUCGGUGUCUCCGAGCGCUCCAAUGGCAUGAAGUACGAAGGUGAGUGGUUGAACAAUAAGCGCCACGGCUAUGGAUGCACCAUCUUUCCUGAUGGCACCAAGGAAGAAGGGAAGUACAAGAACAACGUGCUGGCCCGAGGCAUCAGGAAGCAGCUGAUCCCACUGAAGAACACCAAGACCAAACAGAAAGUGGAUCGAGCCAUCGAGGGAGCAGUAAGAGCAGCGGCCAUCGCCAGAACCAAAGUGGAGAUUGCCAUCUCCAGGACGUCUCAUGCUCGGGCCAAAGCAGAGGCUGCAGACCAGGCUGCACAGUCCGCUAUUCAGGAUUCGGACAUUGCCAGAGCCGUGGCCAGAGAGCUCUCCCCAAGCUUCCAUCAGCCAGGCCCUGACUACAUACGGCAGAAGUAUAAUGAGCCAGUAGAGGUGAAGGAGGCUCCUGUGGAGGAGAAAAAGGAAAAGUCUCCAUCAGGGAGCCCUCAUUUCUAUCGGAAAGGAACAACACCAACCCAGUCUCCGUCUCAGAGCCCAGGUCCCAGCCCCACUCCUUCACCCACUGCUGUUAAGAAGACCUUUUUCACCAAUAAAACUCCAGCCAACAUCGCUCCUGCAAGGCCUGCUGGGAAGGAGAACAGAACCCCAACAGCUGAGGCUUUGACAACAGGCAUAACAAAGGCAGCAUCAAAACUUUCUCUCAGACAGGAAGUGAAGCAACAGGAAGCUCCUCCAGUAGGCAAACCAACUGUUACAACGACAAUCAGCAGUUACCCCAGCAAUGGGCAGAUUCACUCUCAGUACCACGGUUACUAUGUCAAAGCGGAUGUCAAGAGUCCGCUACCUGAUGAACCAAUGGACGUAGAGGACGACUUUCAUCCAUCAAGCCUUGCACGGUUGCCGCCACCUGCCAAACAGAUUCAGACGCCAGCGCCAAAAUCUCUGCCGGCCCCUAGUCCUUCACCAGUUCCACCAAAAGAGAGCACCAAAGCACCGGAGCCUUCGAAGCCAAAAAGACUGGAAUCAAGCAAACCAAAGAACCUCGCAGAAACCAAGAAAGCUAGUAUGGAAAUCGCUCCUGAAAUUGUAGAAGAGGAGUCGGGCCCGAACUCCAUAUUGGUGGCUCUGGUGAUGCUGUUGAAUGUAGGUCUAGCAAUCAUUUUUGUCCAUUUCCUCACCUGACCAAAUCUCAACUCAGUGGACUCAACCAAACGAGCCGCCCGAGCUGCUAAUCCCCCCACAUCAGCCAAAGGGGCCUUUUAAAAAAAAUAAAAUGACAGUGGCAGUCAGAGCGGCAGUGGCGGGCAAAACUGACUGAAAAUAGACUAGUGAAGGAGGAGGUGGAGGA
Messenger RNA from Toxotes jaculatrix (banded archerfish), 2468 nucleotides. RefSeq names its product junctophilin-1-like. The transcript is spliced from 7 exons. NCBI's taxonomy places the organism in Eukaryota, Metazoa, Chordata, Actinopteri, Toxotidae. The record is from RefSeq and is a predicted model, not a curated record. Gene Ontology annotation, cellular component: endoplasmic reticulum membrane; junctional membrane complex; sarcoplasmic reticulum. Bases 254 to 2302 code for a protein of 682 amino acids.